GAAAAAAACUACAACCGCAACCAUGCACGGAAAAGUCAUCUUCUACGAGGACCGGAACUUCCAGGGUCGCUCUUACGAAUGUAUGAGCGACUGUGCUGACAUGUCCUCCAACCUGAGCCGCUGUCACUCCUGUAGAGUGGAGAGUGGAUGCUUCAUGAUGUAUGACCGUACCAACUACAUGGGAAACCAGUAUUUCUUUAAGAGGGGCGAGUACGCUGACUACAUGUCUAUGUUUGGAAUGAAUGACUGCAUCAGGUCCUGUCGUAUGAUCCCAAUGUACAGGGGAUCCUACAGAAUGAGGAUCUAUGAGAGGGAGAACUUUGGAGGACAGAUGUAUGAGAUGAUGGAUGACUGUGACAACAUCAUGGACCGCUACCGCAUGUCUCACUGCCAGUCAUGUCAUGUGAUGGACGGUCACUGGCUCAUGUAUGAGCAGCCCAACUACAGAGGCAGAAUGUCGUACUUCAGGCCUGGAGAGUACAGGAGCUUCAGUAAUAUGGGUGGCAUGAGAUUCAUGAGCAUGAGGCGUAUCAUGGAUUCCUGGUACUAAUAUGUUCUAAUGUUCCAAUAAAAUAAUUUCCUACAAUACUAAUCAUUGUGUAUUGGGAAUUCUUUAA
This is a messenger RNA of Triplophysa rosa, 617 nucleotides long. RefSeq names its product gamma-crystallin M2-like. Bases 23 to 550 code for a protein of 175 amino acids. The transcript is spliced from 3 exons. The record is from RefSeq and is a predicted model, not a curated record. Gene Ontology annotation, biological process: visual perception; lens development in camera-type eye. NCBI's taxonomy places the organism in Eukaryota, Metazoa, Chordata, Actinopteri, Cypriniformes, Nemacheilidae. Gene Ontology annotation, molecular function: structural constituent of eye lens.